AUGUCUAUAAAAUCGCAGAAAUCAUUGAACGAUGAGUGCUCGGAAAUAUUUGAAAAAGGAUAUUCGCUGUCUGAUAGAAGUGCCUCGGAAGAAAGUUUAUCAUGUGGAGAAGAUGAGAGUUUAGCUCGCGAGCUGAUGAACAAGAUGACGCCAGCGGUCCUGAACAAGCUGAGACGAGCGUUCAAGAAAAAUAAAGAAAGAAAUAAAUCUAGAGAUAUCGAAAGAAAAGUAGAGGAAGUGAUGCGUCAGGCCGCAGCUGAGGAAGGCAUAGAGUUUGCUGCGCACGCGCCUCAUGCUGAAGACACGCUGUGGCUGGAUGAGAAGGCAUUCGUCGAUGCACUUGACGCCAUUUUUGGCCACCACAAAUACACGACGCAUGCGCACAAACUCUUCCAACUCUUGGAUAGCUUCUGCACCGGCAAGGUCUGGUGGAGACAGCUGAUCGACAGACUGGUGGCUGUCGGCGUCAAGAAGACCAGAUCCAGAGCUGAUGUUUGGAAACCGGCUAAGGAGGAAGGAGUGAAAAGAUUGGAACAUUGUAAGCGGGAGACCAUAAUCAAACUAGUGAGUCUGGAACGAGAAGACUCGUUCUGUUACGUCGCUGUGUCCAGAGGAGGAAGGAUCGGAGUCUAUAGUGGAGAACUGGUCUUGGUGCAUUCAUAUGAGGUUUUCUAUCACAGAACUGGUCUACGAAAGCGUAUUAAGAAUUGCUGGAUAACUGAUGCAAUAUACUUACACGAUGUCCAAAAUUUGGUGUUAUCAGCAUCCGACAGGAGCCUUACAAUCUAUGACACCUCCACAUUGACUCACACCCCAGUUUUCUGCAUCAGUGGACUACCAAACAUUCCUACCUGCCUGUCGUACAGUCCCUCGUCUCCAACAAACGAGGGAUCAGAACUGGCAUUCGGGACUGAAAGGGGGGACAUCACCCGCGUGAGGUUCCACCAGCCGAGAAUGUCUCUCUUCCACAGCAAGUCACCAGAGGCCAUCAACUAUUACUUUUGGAUGGAGCUGACCUCUCCCCCACACACAACCUACUGCGGCAUCACAACCUGGCGCAGAGUGCACUCGCGAUCUGUUCGACGUCUCUCGUACACUAGAGACGGAGAUAUACUCGUGUCCUGCUCACACGACUCUACCGUCAGCGUCAGGUCCAGGCACGUGCCAGGAAAGCUGACUGAUUAUACGUUUAAGGUGCAGAGGGGCGUGUCCUGUUUCCACAUCAUCACGCCGCUGCACCUCCUCGUGACAGGCAGCGUGGACGGCGUCGUCCGCUUCUGGGAGACCACGCAGGCGUCCCCCUUCGCGGCCCUCGCCGCGCCCACCUGCCCCGCGGUGUUGGAUGUGGCUGUCAUACCACAGGAGGAGAUUGUAGUGGCUUAUUGUAAUAACUGUACUGUACACAUCUGGGAUAUGUAUGAGGAGUGUCUCCUGCAGUCCAUAAAGCUCCACUUCCCGUUCCUGGGAGUACUCGGGAAGAAAGUCGAUUUUGGUGCAUUCUCUAUUCAUCCCGGGCCAGCAAGAAAACGUUUGUCUCAAUGCGAAAGCCGAGCGGAGUCUCCUUUAGAACCGAUCUCCCGGCGAGGGUCCAGCGUGUACCAGGGCUCCACAGGCGGUCUGAUGCUGCAACCAGAGCCAGAAGACGAUUGGCAGACCAGGGAGUUGGAGCAGGAACCAGAAUACACCCGCUUUAACCGGCCAGAAGUGCUCAUAACCGGUUGUGACCACGUGUGCACGGUCGUGAUCGGCGAGCGCGGCGCGCGGCGGCCGGCGCUCGGCCCGCCCGGGGGCCGGCCCUCCGCGUGGGAGCUCCCUCGUGAUGUACUCUCCGCUCCGUCGCUGUCCAGAAGCUCCCCCAGGACGCCCCCGGCCGCCUCGCCGCGCUUCCUGGCUCCAUCCGUCGCUGAAUACCCAGCACAAGACCUGGACACGUUGCUGGAGAAUGCUGGCCUUCAAGGAAUAUUGGAGAAGGAUUUCGUUUUGAUGCAAGGCCUGAAACACGACUUGAACAGAAAGCUGGCUGAGAUGGAAGCUAAUAUGGAUGCUAUGGCGAGUGCUGUGAGUGUGGGUGCUCCGUAUUUCGCGCUGAAGACCUUCGAGCCGGAUCCGAUGGCUCCCGCCAACGAAAUGAGCGACGAGUAUAAGGAGAUCAUGAAAUUGUUCCCGGCGACUAGUGUUGGGCCUACUCCCACUGGAAGCGAAAGGUCGUCGCCGAGAAAUAGAAAAACUAGUCAGUUUAGUCAGCUAAGCUUACGUUUAUAAAUAAAAAAACAAUCAGACUAUUUAGGUAAUUGUCAGAUGUAUGUAAUGAUAUAUUUUGUGGGUGAUAAUUUGGCAAGUUUUUUUCAAUAGACAAAAUGUAUGAAAUAUAAACUCUUGCUCGAUGUUGUUUUGGUAUUAUGCCAGCAACACACUAGUUUGUAUGAGAGUUUUUAUUUACCGCGAUGAAAAACCAGCAAUGUAUGCUGAAUCAGCCUAGUUCGGCGAACUGGGGGCUUACUAUCAUAUCAUAAUGCGAUCCAAUCAGGACAACUGAUCUGCAUCGCCAAUUCGUACUUUCGAGUUAGUGUUUACUAAUGCCAUUCAUAAAAUUCCAUAUUUUUUAAAAAUCCAGCGGGUUCCUAAAUUUAAUAGCGCCGCAGUGGAAUCGCUCACCAAACUUGGGCAGCUUUUUUUCAGCGCCAUCUAUCGGUUUAAGUGAGAAAUACAAUAUAAACCUCGAUCCGCCAUCUAGCGUAAAUUAAAGAAAAUAAAAUGUACAAAUUUAUACUAUAUGGUUUGGCUACUCACUGCUAGAUGGCGUAACGUGAAAUGAAUUACUAUUCAGAGAUAGAUAGCGUUACGUGUAAUUUAAAUCAGAAAAAACGAAAUUCCGAUUCGAAAUAUGAUGCUGCUGACAAAACGGAAACAUUUACAAUAAUAGCUAAAAAUAAAAUAACUCAAAAUUACAUUUGUAUUUUGUUAUAUCUAGCUGGCAUAUAUCUAAGUCAGAGAUUAAGCAUUGCCAUUCAACGUGCCAAUUGCAGGGACUGGCAUUUUUGUAAAUAUAUGAAUGAUCCCUUUCUUUUUUAAUUCUCAUUAUUAGUUUUAAUUUCUUUUCUUUUGGUUGUAGUACAAUGUAGAAAAUAUAUAUUAAGAGUAACAAUUUAAAAUUGCAAUUAGGAAUCGAUUUUCACGAUAAUGUAUGUAUGAAUUAGAAAUAAUAAUUACAAUAUUUUUAAGUGUGUUUAUCCUAAUUUUUUCUGUUAUCAAAGUAAAUGGACACGCAGUCUCACAUCGAUCAUCGGGGGUUAUCUAGUUAGCUAUGAUUUAAUUUACAGACAACACAUUAGUUAAAAUGAAGGGCCUAAACAAACAUCCACCCAAUCAGGAGUAUUGCAGACUCAGCUCGGAUAGACAUUAGAUUUUCAUUGGCUGUCAACACAGAGUACUGACACACAGAUAUAUUACAGCUUUAUAUCGAUGUCAUUAAGCUUGAUGUAGAGAAUUUGAAGAAAAUCCCACUGAACAUUGGCCGGAUGUACCUAGGAGAGAGUCCUUCACUUCCUGUUUUAAGGAGUUCCGGCCAUUUUAUUGGCUGGAAAGGUAUACUUAAUUAUUUAAGUAUAACCUUAUCUUCAAAUCCUAUUAAACAAAGUUCUCUGCCUUCUUUGUCUGUCUGUUCGCGAUAAACUCAAAAACUACUACGGAUUUUCAUGGAGUUUUCACCAACAGUGAUAAUUUAUUUGUUUUUACCGGAGCAAAUUUUCUUUGAAAGUCACGUGUCUGACACGUUUUUAUGGUUAAACAUAGAUAAUGCCCAGGGAUUAAACAUAGGCUAGCACGGGCAACCGUUAGUUUCAAAUUGCAAGCUCUGUUCCUCGUCCUACUCUGUCCAUUCUUUCUCAUUAUUAGCGCAAAGAGUUGUUUUAUUCCACCGUUGGUGAGUUAGCACACAAUUUCCCAUUUACCUCGUCUCAUCAUCACAUCCAUUUACAAAAACAAACCUUAACACAUCCAAAUAGAGUACAUUUCCAAUCAACGCUUUACAUUGAUGAGGAUCUUUCAAGUAGUUAUUGCAAUUUGGAAUUUAUUGGGAUAGAGAUAGGGUUAUUUUUACGAUGUUUUAGUGAAAAUACUUGAAGCGACCGAUUGCUCAGAAUUAAGGAAAUAAGCAGUUUUAAUUGCUGGCGAUAAUUCCGGCGAUUUUCCGUCGCGCCGUCGGAGCGCAAUUAGUUGUCUUUGCCUAUUGGUUGUAAUCAACGUUUCGUUGAUUAGUUACUGAUUCAUACCUGGAUUUGUUUCGUAUAUUUACUUAGAGCCAUGCCCCAGUGCUCAGUCGGGCUCCGUCGUCUUGAUGUCCAUUGACAGACUAUACAGAACAACGCAGAAAUUAUAUUGAGAUUCGAUUGUUACGAUGGCGCAUCACGUUGUAGAGAGCUCCGUUGUUUUCUAUAGGGUUUGACUAUUAUUCUUUUAUCUAUGGGUUUGACACUCACAAAUGAGUUGACGUGCAUCGAAACUUCAUACAAUUUCUACGUUCUUCGUCGACGGAUAUCAAGUCAACAUGACGGAGGAAAGAUUCUUGUAUUCUCGCUCUCAGAUUGUAUGUACUAGAACGAUAGACUAAUCAAUUAAAUACUUCCAUUAUUAUUUUUUAUUUUAAUGUCCCAUAGCUGGACAAAAAGCCUCGGAAAACUUUCCGCCUCCACAAGGUCUAUAGGAAAUUCUUAUAAGGAAAACAAUAUUAACUAUAAUUGUGAAAUGGAAGGAAAGGAAGACGUAACCCAUCUUCGGCAGGAUGCAGGGAAAUGGAAAUUUUAACUGCAUUCGUUCAGUGCACAAUUGCAGUCAUCAGCGUUGGAUUGAGAGCUUAUUAACGGUAAAGGAUGUAGCAUAAUUUCAGGUGUGUUCCCGCCCUAGAAUAGGACCAUUCCAUAUCUUCCCGCGGAUGUCGUACGAAGCGACUAAGGGGCUUUAGCAGCUGCAGGCCUCAACUUUUAGAGCUAAGCCUCAUUGCUUAGUCGUGCUCCGUUGCGACGACUAACUUCGUUGUAGGUCCGUUGUGCUCCGUUGUUUUCUAUAGGUUUUGUCGUACGUCGAAAAUUCAUAUAAUUUCUGCAUUAUUCUGCGUUGUCUGUCGACGCAUAAUUCCAAAGACGUUUUUACACCCAGUAUUUUCAGAGCUCAAUAAAUUAUGCCCACAAAUAGCUCUUUUUUUUGAGCAUGUGACAAUAAUGCCGAAAAUUUACCGACCAAAAAUAAAAUAUAAUAAAAACACCUAGUUUAUUUUAUAACAAUAGAUGUAGAGACCUCGAAAAUCAGAUCUGUUACAUACCAGUUACCUAUGUUUUUUUUUUAAUAGGUCUUAUAUUCGGAUAUAUGGUGCAUACUGCGCAAUCAGGCUUACCAAAUUGGUCAUAGGUACUUAUAUAUACAAUGUAAUGGUUGCAAAUCUGUUGUCCAAAAUGGCUUUUACGCGAGGUAUUAAAACCAUUAAUAUGGUCUAUGAGCGAAUCGACAUAUUCUCGUGCGCCUUGAGUGAAUUCACAAAAGUCACUUUAUUUGUCAUUUGUUAUGUGUUGUAAUUAAUAGUAUAUAAGUUUAUCGCAUUAGGUGUAUACCUGUAAUGGUAGUUGUAAGAAUAAAUAAAUAAAUUCAAAUUAUAGAGAUAAUCUUCUGAUUAUUUUUACAAUUUAUAUUAAAUUGACAAAUACGUGACAGUGUUCUCUGUGACAGUAGCAUUUUUGUUUCAAUUAUUUUAAAAAAUCAAUAUAGCCAUAUUGUCUGUAAUUUCGGAUGUCAAUUAAAAUCUUCCUCCAAACAAUACAACGACCUCCUACUGACAUAUCUCAGUAAUCCUAUUCAAAUAACACAUAAUGUGGUAAUAACUCUAUUCAUAGGGGAUUAUAACGCGUUAACGGUUAUUAAAUAACAUUAAAUAACGAUUAGCUACGGUUAUUAGCGGUAUGUUCCACGGUCUAAUGCGUUGUAUGAAUAUCUUGCCAAUUUUUUUCAUCUACAGGUCGAUGCUGAAUUUUUUUGAAUAGGUAACGAAAUUAUCUAAAUGUCUAAUGUUUCAACAAAUAGAUACUAUUCAACCAAAUGUUUAAUUAUAAACGCGAAAGUUUGUGAAGAUGUAUGUGUAUUUGUUACAAGAGUAACAAUCAUACAUACACAUUUUACGUGAAAGAUCACGAAAAAUCUACUGGACGGAUUGUUAUGAAAUUUGAUACACGAGUAGAAUAUAACCUGGAAUAAUACCUAGGGUACUUUUUAUCCCGGAAUUCCAACGCAAGCGAAGCUUCGGGGCGCAGCUAGUAUACCUAUAAAUAUUCUUUCCUAAACCUCUUUACGUGACGUGGGUGUGAGAAGCAAAGCGACGACAAGGAACAUUUUGAGGAAUAUUUUAGGGAAAGGACAUUUUUAAGUCGAAGGACAUAUUGCAUAUGGGAAAGUCAAUAAGUUCAUAAUCGCCCACAAUACAGCAAAACCUUGCCUACAAGUUUCGCAAUUCUAGGCUCUGAUGUUAAGGUUCCAUUGCUCCGUUGCGUCGACGUAGCGUGUAGCCUCUCCGUUGUUCCCUGUUGUUUUCCUGUAGUAUGUCGAAUCUCCAUAAAGUUUCUGCUUUGUACGUCGACGGACGUCGAGACAACUGAUGAGACCACGUCCUAAAAAGGCACACAAUUUUUUUUUUCUUAUUUUACAUAACCUAUGAACGUCACUGCAUUUAAAAUAUUGAACACUAGCAUCUCGCCCCGGCUUCGCUCGGGUAAAACCAUAAUAAAAAGUAGCCUAUGUCACUUCUGAUGGUUUCACCUAUCUCUGUGCCAAAUUUCAUUAUUGAAAUUCAUUCAUCACAUUCAUUUCAAAAUUGGCC
Plodia interpunctella (Indianmeal moth) is the source of this 6859-nucleotide messenger RNA. RefSeq lists its product as uncharacterized. Bases 1 to 2262 code for a protein of 753 amino acids. Gene Ontology annotation, molecular function: protein binding. Lineage: Eukaryota; Metazoa; Arthropoda; Insecta; Lepidoptera; Pyralidae. The transcript is spliced from 17 exons. The record is from RefSeq and is a predicted model, not a curated record.